CGCGCGAACUCGGGGAACUUUGAUCCGCAGCUGCACAAGCGAAGGCGCAUGGGCCAGGCUUCCGCCAACAGUGCCCAAGUGCCCUCUUCCUGCCUCAACGUCAUCCGAACAUUCUCGCAGCCUGCCUACGCCUCCAGUCCACCUCGCUCUUCCACGUAACACUACCUCAGCGCCCGUUGCGCUUUUUGAGACUCAAUCCGCGCUACGUCAUCUCAUCCACUCUCAACCCGCGCCCCGCGUUCGCACGCUAGUUUUCCGCGCCUGGCCCGAUAAACUCCACCACACGACCACCGCGGAUACCCAGCCUCACACGCUCAUCGUUUGCUGUUUGCGCCCAGAGACCCGGUCACUGCGUUGCACACCUCCAAAGCUCGAAUCCCCACGAACCCGGUGCUACGCCGCACUCGAAGCUCCCACAAUGUCCGGCGAAGCGUGGCUAUACCUGUUGGCGGUGCUGAUAAACGCCGUCAACCUCUUCCUCCAGGUGUUUUUCACUAUUAUGUACAGCGAUUUGGAAUGCGACUACAUCAACCCCAUCGACCUCUGCAACCGCCUCAACACAUACAUUGUGCCCGAAGCCGCCGUCCACGCCUUCCUGACCUUCCUCUUCCUCAUCAAUGGCUACUGGAUGGCGCUGAUUUUGAAUCUGCCGCUGUUGGCUUGGAACGGCAGGAAGAUCUUCGAGAACCAGCACCUCUUGGAUGCGACUGAGAUCUUCAGGAAGCUGAAUGUGCACAAGAAGGAAUCAUUCAUCAAGCUGGGUUUCCACUUGAUCAUGUUCUUCUUCUACCUCUAUAGCAUGAUCGUUGCGCUCAUCCGGGACGAAUCUCACUAGACGCACGCCGCUCGAAAAGCAAUCGACAUGCCGCACCCGAAGUGUUUCCAAGCUUGACACUGGCUAGGGGCACCAAGCUCGCUCGGGCGCUGGAAUAUGGUUUUGGAGGUAGCCCACAAGAUCCGCGGCAACGGAACUGUUGGUAGAGAGCGGGGAUCAAGAUACCAUUCCGGAUUAUUACGCAGGCAAUGGAAUUGGACAAGGCGGGAACGGGGUUUUGGGUGGAUGAUUGAUAAUUGGACUAGCGCGAUGGACAGAGCCCACGUUCUCAUGGGCCAUGACAGCGUGUAUUUUGUUGUAAAUGAAUCAUUUCAUUAACGUGUAUAGACAGCCUUCUCAGUCUAG
Messenger RNA from Trematosphaeria pertusa, 1180 nucleotides. RefSeq names its product ER-derived vesicles protein-like protein ERV14. Gene Ontology annotation, cellular component: COPII-coated ER to Golgi transport vesicle; endoplasmic reticulum membrane. Lineage: Eukaryota; Fungi; Ascomycota; Dothideomycetes; Pleosporales; Trematosphaeriaceae. The record is from RefSeq and is a predicted model, not a curated record. The coding region runs from base 419 to 835 and encodes 138 amino acids. The transcript has 4 exons. Gene Ontology annotation, biological process: endoplasmic reticulum to Golgi vesicle-mediated transport.